Chaetomium globosum CBS 148.51 is the source of this 1014-nucleotide messenger RNA. RefSeq lists its product as uncharacterized. The coding region runs from base 1 to 1014 and encodes 337 amino acids. The transcript has a single exon. Lineage: Eukaryota; Fungi; Ascomycota; Sordariomycetes; Sordariales; Chaetomiaceae. Gene Ontology annotation, cellular component: nucleus. Gene Ontology annotation, molecular function: histone H3K56 acetyltransferase activity. The record is from RefSeq and is a predicted model, not a curated record. Gene Ontology annotation, biological process: DNA damage response.
AUGCGCGCUUUUAUACCACGGGCCAGCGCGAGCCUGACGAAUUGGGUGAUUGGCCAUCCCCUAGAACUGAUAUCCCACUACACCCGCGAUUUCAACAGUGUCCCGCCGCGAUGCCUUAUCCCUGGCUAUCCAGACGACCCCAAAUCCCGAUUCCGCGAUGAGCUCGACGAGGAGGUAUCCAAGCAGAAUCACAACAUUGGGGCGUGGAAGAGCGUCAGGUCGUUGGAGCAGUUUUGGGAGAUGAUGGCAUUCCGCCAGGAAUGCUCUAGCGGGCGUUUGACCGGAUUUAUCUGGUUGGUUUUCGACUCAAGCGAACCGUCCUCGAACGCUCCCUCGGCAGGCCGUCCGGAAACAAAGCUUACGGCUCCCAAAGCCCCCUCCGAUCUGUCUUUGCCGCCAGUCAUGCCUGCAACGCCGCCUCGGCGACAGCUCGCUAUCUCGACUUCUGAUACCACACCCCCGCCCCGACCAUCCAAAGCGCCUGCGAAGAAACCUAGGAAGAAAGCGAAAAAGAAGCUGUUAGGUCGGAUAGUACCGCGGACACCCAAGAUCAAAACACAUGCGCGCAGUUACAAGGCCAACCGCCCGACGGUCACGGCCUACUAUUACUGGCCGCGCGAAGCCCGCGGGGAUAAGUUGGUGGAGGAAGCAGAGUACAAGCGCAUCGUCGAUUUGUUACUUCACCUGGACUUCUCGACUCUUGACAAGACGGUGGGCAGCUCUACGCGAUGGCUCAACGAAGUCGGCAUGGGCGACGGCGGGGAGUGGGGUGUUGUGGCAGGCAAAGCAGCCAUCCCCAGCUCGCCACGAGUCAGCGAUACCACCUCCAACACCAGUGGGAAUGUAACCAACCUGACUGGGCUGAUCAGAAGAAAGAACGCACCCGCUCCAUCAGAACCCGGUAACAGCCAACAGCCGGACUCGGCGGCCAAGGAACCGACCGAACCCGCAAAAGUAAAUGUCCUAGGCACGAACUUAGUACGAAAGAGGAAGAAAGGGGCCGAAGACAGUUAA